Penicillium vulpinum is the source of this 684-nucleotide messenger RNA. RefSeq names its product putative glutamine-serine rich protein MS8. Lineage: Eukaryota; Fungi; Ascomycota; Eurotiomycetes; Eurotiales; Aspergillaceae. The transcript has 3 exons. The record is from RefSeq and is a predicted model, not a curated record. Bases 1 to 684 code for a protein of 227 amino acids.
AUGUCGUACGGUGGACCCCCGCAAAACCCAUACGGCGGUGGUGCCGGUUACUAUGACCAGCAAGGUCAAGGACACUACCCCUCUCAGCAGGGACAUUCUCCUCAACCACAGCAAGGAUAUUACCAACCAGAGGGCCAGCAGGCUUACGGUCAGCCCCAAUAUGGUCAGCCUCAAUACGGCCAACAUCCAGGACCUUAUGAUCAGCAAGGCGGCCAGGGCUACCAGGCAUACGCCCCUCAGCACCAGCAGGGCCAGUAUCCUCCCCAAGGCAGUCCUGGAUACGAACAGCCUCCCCAGGAUCGCGGCCACUCGCCGUAUCCUCCCCAGCAACAGCAGUACCCGCAAGGUGGGGGCGAGAGCUCCGCAUACUAUGGCGGUGCACCCCAACACCAGCAACAGCAGGGACAGCCUGGUGCUGUAGGACCAGAGGGCGACAGGGGCCUCGGGUCGACGCUGCUUGGUGGCGCGGCUGGUGGGUUUAUGGGCAAUAAGCUUCACUCCGGCUUUCUCGGUACUGCGGGCGGUGCUGUUUUGGGUGCUGUUGGUGCGAAUUUGGCGAAUGAUAAGCUGAAGGAACACAAGAAAGAGAAGAAAUCUAAGAAGUACAAGAAGGAGAAGAAGCACAAGCGGAAGAGCUCGAGCUCGAGCUCUAGUUCUAGCUCUAGCUCGUCUGAUAGCGACUAA